UCUCUGUAGAAUUUCGGGAGAAGGGAGGAGUACUAUCUGUCACUUUGAGUGAAAAUAACGUAUAGUAGGCUAAUUGGGAUAUUUAUUGGCAGAUACGUCACUUAUUUAAGAUAGCUGAUUCCAACUUUUCAUGCAAAGAGCCCCAGCUGACUGGGUGAAGGGCUAAAGCGGGAGAGGGCAACUAAAGGGAUUAUUGUGCGUCAGUUGGAGAGGAAAUCUCUCUUCCCAGUGCUGACUGCUCAAAAUAAGUCCAGGGUUUCUACAUUUGGAAGCAGUACAUCAGACCCGUUUGUGUUGCUACUUUGACUAUAUUUUAUCAAGAUGAUUUUACAAAAAGAUGGCAUCACUUGUUGUGACUUCUCAACAAGACUGGGAGUUUACAUGGAUUUUAGCUGAUGCCAUGACAGAACAUUGGUUGGCGUCUUCCAACCUGGACAUGUACAGCAACUUUACAGCAAUUAGGAAUUUGUGGGAGACUUGGAAAUGUUUAACCCUCCUGUUGUUAAAAAAACUGUGGUUUGCAGCAACCUUAUGUAUCUACCUCCACUGAACUUGAGGAUAUUGACAAGAUGUUUGACAUAGGAUUGCCAGCAACUGGCCUGAAAUGUGGCUGCCAAAUGACACGCUGUAAAGUCUAGGUUACUGUAGAGAUGUCCUGGCAUCCCACUGCAAUUCAAACAGGUGAGUGGGUGCCGGGUAAGAUUAAAUGGUUUUAAUAACGGAGAAAGAAAGUGAAGUUGGAAAACUUCAAGAGAAUGGAGUUGCCAGAGGUAUGGGACCAGGAAAAAUUGAACUUGGGACCGACAAAACAAAUAUGGACACACCUCUCGUGUCUUUCACUGAGGCCGACAAGGACUGUGAAGAUGAUGAGGAACCGGGGGAAUAUGACGGAGCCGAAAUUGAUUACACACGGAAUUACUGGGAAGAUGAGGACGAUAUUUACCAGGAGUUUGAGGAAUUGGACUUUGAAGCUUUGUCAGAUAACUCGGACACCAGGAGCAUUGCAUCUGACGAUUCCUUCUACCCGCUUGACACUUCAGUGGGAUCUGACGGUUUACGUUCCCCGUGUCGUGAGAGCCCAGAGCCAAUCUCUUUCUUUAAGGCCUGCUGCAAUAACAACACCAUCAUCGUCAAGAUCAUGAUUAGACAAGGACUGACUGAGGAGGAAGUUCAGGAGACAGACAGAAACCGAAGAUCUGCAUUGAUUGUGGCGUGUUAUCACGGAUAUGUGGACGUGGUCAUCGCCCUAGCUCAGUGUCCUUAUCUUGAUGUCAACUGGCAGGAUAAUGAGGGUAACACUGCCCUUAUUACAGCUGCACAAGCAGGCCAUGUGUUCAUCUCUCAUUACCUGCUGAACUACUACCCUGGACUGGAUAUUGAGAGGAGAAACUGUCAUGGUUUCACAGCUUUAAUGAAGGCUGCAAUGCAGGGUCGAGCUGACACUUGUAGAGCACUCAUGCUGGCUGGAGGUGAUGUACAAGCCAGGGACAACGGUCGCAUGAUGACCCCACGGGAGUGGGCUCUCUUUACUGGCCGCUAUGAAACUGCUCAGAUGAUGCAUCAAGUCUUGUUGAGGCCGUGUGCAGAGCAGUUCUGUGACUCAUUCAACAUGGAGUGGCCCAUGCUGGAGGAUCUGGUUGCCAAGGCCGAAGAACCAAAGCCCUGCUGGAAGCGUUUUAUCAACCUUCUGUCCUGUUGCCCUUAUAUAUUUUACCUUAACAACAAGGUCAACCCUGUGGAUGAUGGUGUACUAGAGCACAUGGUCCGGAUCACUACUAGCCUCGGCAGUCCAUUCAUUGCAACGGCCUGCCGGACCGUGUGUCCAGGAAGUCCUCCGUGCAUUGGGAAACGACGCUACGCAGUACAAGAAAUUCUCAGGAGGCAACGGUUGGCUGAGCUGAAACACCUCGGCCCAGAAAGGCUCAACACCUACAAGAAAUUCUUUCAGAACUCAAGGGUGCUCCUCAUCCCCAAGGCGAGGGAUCGGCGGGCUAGCCUACAGCCUCAGCUGCUGAACGACAUGGCUGUUGCAUCCACAGUGGCCAUAAGGCGGGCGAGUCUGCUCCCUCUUCAUUUGCUGAGGCGGAGUAGUGUGCGACCAGGUAUUGUGAUACCAAAAGUCAGACUCUGCAAGGCCCCAGCACCAAGUUUUAAACCAGAAAAGCUCAAACGGAGUAAUAACUAUAACCAGCUCCAAAUUCCAAAGUGGGAUUACAAGAUGAAGCGGGUAGAAAGAAAGAGGGAGGAACGACUGUUACCGCCGACAAGGCGAAGAUGAGAAAGCAGCCAAUCGCAUUAUGAGAUCACUCGCUGCAACCAGGCACUGAUAUGUUGGUGGUUUACUCAAUGGACUUCCAUGAAUACUGUGGGUUUGAAAGUUCCCGGCAUGCACACUGAGACUGACUCAACGGUGAGUCGACCUUCACCCAAAGUCAGAUGGGAUCAACUCCAGCUGACCAUUGACCCUGUAGAGGAUAAAAGGUCACAAAUAGGGAGGGAAAAAUGGACUUCAAAUCACCAAGUAUGGCAAAAACAUUUGAUGUUCUGAAACUGUGGAUGAACUGGACUGUCAACCUGUAGAAGUGAAAGUCUUCUGCUUGCUAUGAUGGUUAACUUUGGAUUAAUUGCCUUUUUGCUAAUAGACCUGUCACAGUAAUUUUUAUAUCAAAUUAUUGUUCAGUAUAUAAAAUGGCCAACAAUAGUUUUCCAGGUGGCAAUGAAUUACAUGUCAUCAAAAUGAAGUGAUUAUAGGACCAUUAUUGCUGAUGCUCUGCAAUAUUUAGCAGAUGGCUCACUAAAUCACUAAAUCAUAUUUUUCUAUAUGAUUAAUUUAUAUGGUAAUCUUUAAUAUUAUGCCAGCAAGGUGAAAAACAAAACAAAACAAUACUAUUUUUAUCUUGAUAGUUUCUUGGAAAAUAUAUCAUCCUAAGAAAUUGUUACCGUGACAGGUCUCGUUGCUACUAAAUGUGUUCACUAAAUGUAUUCACAUUGUUUUCUCUGCCUCACAUACUAUAUGAUAUCAUACCACAGAUUAAAAUGUAAUGACCAUGUUCUUCAUUGCUGUAUGACUGCACUUGGUGCUGUUGUUUCAAACUGAGCAUGGCCAUUAUGCACUCCACGGAAAUAAAAGCUCAAAUACUGCAAAUCUGGCCAUCAUUGUUAGGUUCAGGGACUGGUAGGCGAGGAACAAGGUGUGACCCAAGUGCUCAGAAGGCCAGGCAAAGGAGUGGUAAGCUCAAAAUGUUUUGAUAUUGAAAAAUCCCCAAAGCAAACAAAGAUUCAAGAAGCAAACAUAACACUGGCUAUCAAAAGCAACUUACCAACAGGAACAAGGCUUUGACGUGGGCACAGGUACACACAUCUAACAUCAACAAUAAUGCAACAAGGAAUGAACAUAGGGAGCUUAACUACACAGAAAUGGGGUAGCAAGAAGAUGAGGAAAAGGUAGGUGACACGAUAGGCGUCUGAUUGGUAGAUAGACAAGGAGCAGACACAAACAGGUGAACUGACAGUGCUCACAACGACAAGACACACUAAGGCACAAACGUGAAUCAGCCCAACACAAACCAUGGCAAUCUGCAUGCAGCCUUUUGCUCAGGUUCAACGGCUCUUUUGUUUAUGUUAAAUGUUCUUUGUUUUUUACGGUAUUGUGCUUCAGAAAAGCCUCACAAAACAAACAUUUUAUAUAAGACCCAAUGUGUCUGUGACUCUGGCAGUGCAAUUUAUUACAUCUCUCUGUGAUG
Molecule: messenger RNA, 3743 nt
Organism: Corythoichthys intestinalis (scribbled pipefish)
Lineage: Eukaryota; Metazoa; Chordata; Actinopteri; Syngnathiformes; Syngnathidae
Product: ankyrin repeat domain-containing protein 33B-like
Exons: 5
Coding region: 707-2278 (523 amino acids)
Molecular function (GO): protein binding
Source: RefSeq, a predicted model, not a curated record